AUGUCUUCUCUCACGCUGAAACUGGUGUCUCUGGCCGUCAGAACCGCGGCGAAGCCCAUCGGUAAUUACAUCAAGAGGCAAGCGAAAGAACAUGAGGGCUUUCGUCGCUUUGCUGUCGGCGCCGCACAAGGUGUACAUCGCUUGGACAUGCGCAUGCGACUCGGCCUCCUUCACGACCCAGAAGCACAGCAGCGGAUGCACGAGCCACACAAGCCAAAGAUUCGUCCCCUGACCGAAGCCAGAGCCAUUGAGCUUGGAGCGAACUUCUUUUCCGAGGCAUUCAUCUUCGGGGUAGCGGUUGGUCUACUGCUCUUCGAGAAUUGGAGAAGCCGGAGUAAGGCUUCAGCACGGAGAGAUGAAGUGUCUGAGAGGCUGGAACAGCUGGAGGCUGAAGUCGAAAGCUUACGAGCCACGCUUGAU
Molecule: messenger RNA, 420 nt
Organism: Pseudocercospora fijiensis CIRAD86
Lineage: Eukaryota; Fungi; Ascomycota; Dothideomycetes; Mycosphaerellales; Mycosphaerellaceae
Exons: 3
Biological process (GO): regulation of lipid metabolic process
Cellular component (GO): mitochondrion
Source: RefSeq, a predicted model, not a curated record